AUGAGCUCCGCUGAAUUAGCGGGUAUGGUACUCUGGGAGAAAGAGGGCGCGUUAAAAUCCAUCAUGUUUCCAUAUGUGCGUAAUCAUGCAAACGCAAUGAUGGCUCGGAUCCGACAGGAAGACCCGCGUGCCCACUACGUAGCACUUCAGGAGGUGAACGAAGUGUGCCUGUACAAACGCAUUAAUCAAAAUCAAGAGAUACUGGUGCCUUCUGCUGCGCCUCCAGUGGCGGCAUCGCUGUCGUCGUCCUUUUCAUCCAUGGCGCCGUUUUCUCGGCGUGAUGUCAGUAUCACGCGCGACCAAAUGGAUAGCACGCACUGUAAACCUGAAGAGUUUGAGUUUCGAGGUAUUACACACGUCCCUGGUACCGUCGACACGGUGAUAGAUUUCUUAGCUAGUGAGUCGGCACGAGAGAAUUACUGGGUGGCGCUCAACACACUUCGAGACGUCAAGGCCGCAGCCUUAUUGUCCAGUGCGCGACUGCAGCCACAGUCGCUAUCAGCAUCGUCUGUCACGUCUAAUACCGAGAUAGACAUCACGGCGUUCCCGCGUUGGAGUCGUAAAUACAUGGCCGCCCAAUUUUCUAAACACAACACACAUGUGCUGGACUGCUGCUAUGCAGAAUAUGCGACUUGUUGUAUCGAGACCAACAACAGAGGCCACUCCCGACUACGUGGAUUCGUCUACCGUCGCUCCGUAUCGGAACGUGCAUUGAGUAGCACGUCCAGUGUGUCAUCCGAGCCCCUGGCCAAGGCCCGCGUACAAGGAGCCGCCAGGUUCUACAUCCGCGACUGGCUCUUUGACGUCGUGGAGACGCAAGAACCUCUUGUCUGCAAGUUGGUCUUGACCUGUACAAUGCUCAUCCCACAAACAAUGGGGCGAGGCGGAUUCAUGUUCAGGUCAGCCUUUCGGGAAUUCUGCACUGAAUUGAUGGUGGGCACGCGUCGAGCACUGACCCAUCAAUGGAAGGACCAUGCUGCUCAUGCUGGCGUUCGCUCUUCUUCGGCAUGGAGACGAGAGACGCGUUGCUGCUCAGUUUGCUCGGCACAGUUCUCGCUGUUACGCAAGCGCUACAUUUGUCGCUCGUGCGGGUCUGGAAUGUGCUCAAAAUGCUGCCUGAAGACUACCCCUGCUCCCGACCGCUUGCGUAGCGAAUUCAGCAGCUCUGUGGUAUCUGGGGCUAAAAUGCAGCAGCGUGGAAGCGACAAUCGAGAGUGCCUGCUAUGUGCAAAGUUUGGAUUAAACAGCGAGCUCAACAUAUCCUGCGCACGACAAACAAGUAGUAAAGGCCGCCACCUCUCAACCUCUAUAUCCUCCAUGUCCGCGUCGAUUUCUCGAGGUUUCGCAGUUUCGUCGCGUGGGGUAGGAGCAAUUCUUGACUUGGAGCAAGAAGAAGUCGACCAAGCACACCCGGAUCUAGAGCUGCGCUCUACCACAUCCAUUUCAGGCUCAAGGGGUCAACGCAGUCAACAAAGUAUUGGAAGUAUUAGCAGCCAGCGCAGCAUCAGCGGACCGGAUGACGAUGAUGAGGAGUCGGACGAAGAUGCCAGACCAUGUUGCUCGCGUGUUGACCUACGAGCUGCAAACUCCAAGCUGCGGGCCAAGUCUGCAGAAUCGAGUCGCAGCUCACAUAGUGCCCCAAGUAUUGUCCUCCUAUCGGAUCUGGAUGCCCUCACGCUUUCAGGUAGUUUCCAUCGUACAGCUAGCGUGUCGGCACGUUCGUCGGCUAGUUUUGCUGCAAGCUUGUCGACACGAUCCCCAGCCAAUGGAAGGAAGCCUGCCAAGUCGGCGGCACCUACUCUUACAGCUCCACGUGCGCAGCAAUCGCUGCAACGCCAGGAUCGCGCAGUUUCUGCAGAUGAUUUUCUUCUGACAGCAGCUAAGCCUCGCGUCGGCACGAGAGAAGGAUCUCAGGAGAGUAGCGCUAGUACUGAAGAAGACGAAGAAGUGUACUCGGAGGACGAUCUGGCAAACUUUACCCUCAAGCUGCUACCUACUACGCAGUAA
This is a messenger RNA of Peronospora belbahrii, 2007 nucleotides long. The record is from the annotation of a GenBank genome assembly. NCBI's taxonomy places the organism in Eukaryota, Oomycota, Peronosporomycetes, Peronosporales, Peronosporaceae.